Messenger RNA from Drosophila eugracilis, 2832 nucleotides. RefSeq lists its product as uncharacterized. Lineage: Eukaryota; Metazoa; Arthropoda; Insecta; Diptera; Drosophilidae. The coding region runs from base 152 to 2701 and encodes 849 amino acids. The record is from RefSeq and is a predicted model, not a curated record. The transcript is spliced from 2 exons.
CAAACAGCUGUCUUCAGCGCACAAGAACAAGAAAUUUCAUGCGUUUUGAAUUGGCGAAUCCAUUUCAAGAGUUGUAAUUUUACCUGAGAUGUCCAAUAACUUUUAAUUUAUUUAAUAUUAGACGAAGAACUGGAAAAGUAUUCCACUGAACAUGCCGCGACGCUGCCAGAGAGCUCUUGAGUUGGCCAAUUUGAGUGCCAAACUAAAUAUUAAGUCUGAAGAAACAAGUGAUAAUGAUUCUGACUCUGAAAUGGAUUUUCCGGAUGAUCAAGAGGCAGAAGAUAAGAAUGAAGAAGCCAAGAAUCAACCAGAACACAUACGUUUGACUCUGGAAAACGUUCCGCAUUUCUGCAAACCGAAUGUAAACACUGGGAUGCUGGGUCAAACGGUUUACAAUCAGAAAGAGUGUGAGUCGCAGGUUUUUCCAGACUGUAUGGUGACGGUGCCAAUUCCGGUUUUCCUCGCUGAAGAUGCACAAACUCCUCGCCUGGAAGCGUGCGCCCAAAGACCGUAUGCGCACGAGGAAUAUUCGCGGCAAUUGUACUUCUACAGGUCUAUAUUCGAUAAGCGAACCAAAAAGAUGAAGCAGCGGGAACAAAAACAAGAGCAAAGAAUCUACGAUGUGAGUCUGUUUGAUAUGGCCGAACAUAUUGCACGACAGGAGAACCCCUUUUUCCGGGACAGCUAUGAUUACUACUACACAGGUGGAAACCUCAACACGCUCCCGUUGGAGGGAGGUGGCCAGUUGGCCAUGCAUGUGAAUGGAGAUAAGUUGAAGAAUCUGCACUUCUCAGAGAUUAAUAGUGAGGCCGAAAUAUGGCAACCAUUGCAUUCGGCCAAGGUACAGGAGGCCACUAGCGAAAUCUUUGAACUCCUUCCCCUAAAAAGUUGGCAGGCGAAUUCCAGCAACACGUUCCUGGCACGCUGUUUAAACGAAGUAUUCUUGUACGAACUAAAAAGCAAAGAGGAACAGGAGUCUGAAGAUUACGAACUGGUUAGCCUGAGCAAGUUUAGCAGCCAAGGAGCUACAUUUGUAAGUGCCUCACAAUCAAUAGGUAAUGCUAGUACCUUGGCUUUGGCUUGCCAAGACCGUUCUUUGCGCUUCGUGGACAUCACAACCCAACAGGAUAUAGCCAAACACGAUAUUCGCUUGCUAAAAUCACUCAAACAAACUACGAGCAACUGGGCUCAACUAGUGCCAGCAGACGGCAGCACCUUUCACUACCUCUCUCAGCCUGUUCUAAUUACCGUGGAUGUGAGAUGCGAUCAGCCACCGAAUCCUUGCUUUGCCAGCGGCGUGCACUCCCUAAGCUGCGAGAACCUAACUUGUAUGACCAAAAGUGUGAAUCCCAAUCUUCUCUAUGUGGGUAGUAACCACAAACUGCACUGUUUGGACAUAAGAUGUUUGGGAAAGAAACUGGCCGAUCGUGCUGUGGUCACCUGGACUCAUCAAAUGCAUUAUCCGCCCAGUUUUAUUGACACAUUCGCUUUCGAAGGCAAUGAAUAUAUUGCUUUAGCUGGUGUUUUACCUAGUGAUCUGCGGAUUUGUCAACUGAAUGGAUGUCUUGCAAAUACAGUAGAUGAAAUGUUCUCGCCCGCAAUACCCUUUUCUCCGCCCACCUUAGAAGAAGCUUUAAGCGAUGCUCGUUUAAGGGGUUUCGUGGAUGUCUACGCUGAUCUUCCCGAGCGAAUAAAAUCAUGUACUACAGGAUUACGCUUUCAUAAACUGGAGAAUGCUAGUGAUAAUGCUUUUGCCCAACUACUAACCGCCAACAGCUUAGGAGAUGUCCAUUGCCAACGAUUAACGCUUAGAGAUGAAGAGGAGCACGUCCAGGAGAUCAGAACCGGUCGCCACACUGCAGAAGCUAUUAACUAUUAUGCAACUAUCGUCCAUGAACGCGUAAAGCGCCAGAGCCUUCGGUGCACCGAAGUUCAGUCGAUACCAGAAAUAAGGGACUUUUUUCGCGAAGCCGCCAAGAGAACAGAACCUGACGAAAAACCUCUUAUCAUAGAAGAAAUCGAAAUUGAUUAUGGGAUAAAAGAUACAGAUAAUUCAGAUGAUGAAAGCUCUGAAUCAGCAAAGAAAGACACUUCGACAGCCGAAGGAAAAGAUAAGAAGAAACCGAAAAAGAAAACUACAAAGAAAGCGAAGCAGCAACUGAGAAAGAAAACACCUAAUAAAGCAAACCAGAAAAAAUACAAAGGCAUAAACCGUGGAUCCUGGCAAAAGUCCGCUUACCAGAUGUCUCACUACACGGACUUCCUUUCGAUCCGUUUGCUGGAUGUGUGGGAUAUGGAGGAGUACGAUAACACACGUGACGUUGACAGGGAAAUGUUCCAUGAGCGCUUGAAGGACAAGGAACUUGAGCCAGAGCAUCGCAUGGCCAAUUGGCUGGACCAGUUGCCCAGCCAGCCAGUGGAAUCCAACGAAAACGAUGAGACGGGGGGAAAUCCCGAACUGGUACCCGGAACUAAUCUUCCCAAGCUUUACGACGCCACCUCAGCGGAGUACUCCCUGAUUUCAGCCAUUGAUGCUAAUGGGGAGAUUAAAGAGUCACCUUUUACUCCCAAAAAGGAACUGCCUCUCGCCUUUAGGCACGAUUUCCCGAUCUUGUUGCCCGGACAGAAUACUAUAAUCGAGCCCGAUCCUAAUCCCACGCCCUCUAAAAGACCCAAGAUUAUGCACAUCGCAGGAUUCUAACUUAAGUUAGUUUAGUUCUUUAUAAGUGUGCUACUCGAUUCAAGACUUUUGUAAAGUUGCUUUAUGUUUCAUUUGACUAUUUAUGCUGAUUUAAGAAGCAAAUUGAUUAAUUUUUAUAAAUAUGUAAACAU